Caenorhabditis elegans is the source of this 724-nucleotide messenger RNA. RefSeq names its product Glutaredoxin domain-containing protein (gene ZC334.7). The transcript is spliced from 4 exons. Bases 27 to 659 code for a protein of 210 amino acids. Lineage: Eukaryota; Metazoa; Nematoda; Chromadorea; Rhabditida; Rhabditidae. The record is from RefSeq and is marked reviewed.
AGAUCGACGUUUCCCCCACACAAGUUAUGCACUACAUACACACGUUUCUAGCAACCUUUCUGUUACCAAUCCUAGCCGACACUCUACUCACCGCUGAUCUUACCACCGGUCAUCAGGCUUCAGCAGCGGCCGUCUUCCAAUCCGAACCAUCCUCCGACUACUUCUCCACCUCCGACUUCUCCACCACAUCCCCCCGACAAUAUCCCACCGAUGAAGCCGACGAGGAGCUCUACGCCCUACAAAAAGCCGCCAAGCCCCAGUUUUACCCCCGACCGCAGAACAACUACGGAGGUUACGGUGGCUAUCGUCCGAAUCCCCCUCAGCCAUUCGGUUAUUCUUAUGUGGGAUAUAUUAAUCGACAGGCCCGACGCUACCCGGUAAUGAUGUACACCCUGAUUCAAUGUGUGCCGUGCCAGAGAGCCAAGCAUCUUUUGGCUACCACCUAUGGAGAUAUUCCAUCGCACUUUUUGGAACUGGUCGGAGACGAGGACUGGCAGCGUCAGCUUCAAGUGGAUCUACUCAAAGUCACCCGCCAAGCCACCUUCCCCUACGUCUUCGUCUGCGGGAACUUUAUCGGUGGAUCGUCGGACCUCUUCAACAUGCAUCACUCGGGACAACUACGGCAGGCGCUGAACAAUUGCAUGUCUAGGAAUGGAUGAGAUUUGGAGCCGGAGCGGGGAAAGGCAUAGAACUUUAUGUAUUUUAUAAAUUAUUUUCUUGCUAU